This is a messenger RNA of Salvelinus fontinalis (brook trout), 9113 nucleotides long. RefSeq names its product ventricular zone-expressed PH domain-containing protein-like. NCBI's taxonomy places the organism in Eukaryota, Metazoa, Chordata, Actinopteri, Salmoniformes, Salmonidae. Gene Ontology annotation, molecular function: phosphatidylinositol-5-phosphate binding. The transcript has 15 exons. Gene Ontology annotation, biological process: regulation of signal transduction. Gene Ontology annotation, cellular component: plasma membrane. The record is from RefSeq and is a predicted model, not a curated record. The coding region runs from base 150 to 2696 and encodes 848 amino acids.
CUGUAAAUGAGGAGAAACUGUCUCGUGGGACCGCGCGUCAAGUCUAUACGUUUAGUCGGUUUUUAACGGAUUUUGAAGGCUUCUUUCUUUGCCCCACAAAACUGACUAACGUCUGCAGAAUAAAGGGGGUCUGAUGUGUAGCAGACACCAUGCACCAACUGUUUGCCCUGGUGCUGGGCAAGAGGGACCUGUCCCGGGCUGGAGACCUCUUCUCCCUGGAGGACUCUGAGAUAGAGGACUGUCUCUCACAGGCCCUGGAGGAAAUCAAGGCUAUCUCCUGCUCUCCUGACUACCUGACCAAUGACAAUGACCAGGCUGUGGUGGAGAUCUGCAUCACGCGUAUCACCACGGCGAUCAGGGAGACACGGUCCAUCGAGCGCCAUGGUGGGGCACUAGUGGGUCUGUGGGAGUCCUGUCUGGAACACAACCUCACCCCCCAGGGUAAAGACGAAGACACACCCCAUGCCAAGAUAGCCUCCGACAUCACCAGCUGUAUUCUGCAGAACUACAGUCGUCCCCCAGUGAUGGCUCUAGCAGUGCCGGUGGCAGUGAGGUUUCUACAGAGAGGCAACAGAGAGCUCAGUAGAAACAUGUCCAGUUAUCUCUCUCUGGCUGCCAUGGCUAAGGCUGAACUACUGGCAGAACACACAGAGGCUAUCACUUGCAGCGUGCUGGGAGGUAACCACAUGCUCCUACGCGUACUGCCGUCCGUCUACCCCAAACAGCCCCGUGCCAUCCAUCGUCACCUAGGCAACCUGACGGCCAUGAUGUCACAGCUCGAUUCACCGGAGCAACAACACCUGCUGAGGCUGAUCCGGAUGGUCGCCGAGCAACAGCCACUGGUUCUGAGCCCCCUGGUGCCCUCCCUGGUUGGUUACCUAGGUGAUGCCUCUCUGAACGAGACCCUACUGGGUGCAUUGGUGGACGUGUCACAGGCUAGCCCCGCCUCCAUGGCCCCCUUCCUGCCUGCGCUGAGGGUUGUGGGUCAGCAGUACCCAGUCCUGCUGGGACACGUGGUCAAAAUACACAGAGCUGUGGGCUUGACCAGUGAGCAUCAGGCCCGUAGCUCCCUGGUGUACCUAGUGUCUCUGCUGGGCAGUAUGGAUCACAGCUUUCACCACAGUCUGCUGCUGGAGAUCAGGGCCCUGACUGACAGAUACAGCUCCAUCCUGGGAGGCUGUGCCAAAGACAUCUACAGGAUGAGUAACAGCUUCAGCUCCAUAGCCAGACUACUGGGGAGAAGACUGGAGACAGACACCACUAUCAACUGCAGGGUUGAGGAGGAAUCAGAAGGCCCUCCCUCCCCUUCCUCAGAGGCCAGUGUGUGUGGAGGUGCAGGGGGGUUGGAGGCCAGUGUGUGUUUGGGUGCAGGGGUGUGUGGAAGGGGGUCAGAGCAGCGACUGCAGGUGAAGAUCCAGGCGUUUGAGGAGAAGAUGGGGGAUGAGGGGGGAGAGGGGGAGACAGACGGCGGGUCAACUACACACCAACGCAGAUACAGCAUGGGACAAGCCGCUAGAGAGGAAUACAGAGAGAUGAGAUUUAACAGGUCAAAGAGUCUGGCUCUGCACGCCGUGAGGUCACGGUCCAUCAACUCUGAGAGUGGUCAGGAUGGAGAAGGGGUGGAGCUAACGUCUGAUGCAUUUCUCUCAGUGUCCCCACCCAAUCAGCAAACGGAAAACUUAGACACCUCUCCCACUGAGAGGGAACUAACCAAUGCGGGUUCCCUGUCUCCCGCCACCCCUCCGGCCACGCCCCGUGAGGAACAGAGGGAUGGACAGGGAGAGGGGGAAGGAAGGAGAGGAGUGAAGAGGGACACUGGGAAAGAGGACAAGCUGUACAGCCACCUGAGGGACAACAUGGAGAAGAUCAAAGAGUUCUGUUCUGUGAUGGUCCAACAGAUCCCCAUACCAGAACACUGUGUCAUAGAAGACUCAAGCCGUGGCUGUGUUGCAAAGCUGUCGUUCUCGUGCCCUCUAAAGGGGCAUUACUGUCUCUAUACCAAGUCCUGUUUCACCCUCACCAGCCUCCAGCCGCACCUCUGGAUCAACAUCAUGCUGCUUCACCUACAGAGUAAGCACAGCGCUCCCCUCUCCUCUCUGGAUGACUGUGUUCAGAGGUUGGGGACACUGUGGGAGAGGACCCAGCUAAAAGGAGCUCACGGCUUCUCCAUGGCCAUGACACAACAGCCCACUCCACACAGAAAGGACCUGGACAGUCUGCAGAUCCUUCUGGAGGAGGUGCGUUUCUUUGACCUGUUUGGCUUCAGUGAAGCGGAGGGCAGCUGGCUCUGCUACAUGUGCAACAACCCAGAGAAGGCCACAGUGGUGAACGAGGAUGGCCAGCCGCUCAUAGAGGGGAAACUGAAAGAGAAGCAGGUUCGCUGGAAGUUCAUCAAACGCUGGAAGACUCGCUACUUCACCCUGGCAGGAAACCAGCUCCUCUUUCGGAAGGGAAAAUCUAAAGAUGAGCUAGACGACAGCACCAUCGAGCUGAGCAAAGUGCAGAGCGUCAAGGUGGUGGCUAAGAAGCGCCGUGAGCGGGGUCUCCCUCGGGCCUUUGAGAUCUUCACGGACAGUAAGACUUAUGUCCUGAAGGCUCGUGAUGAGAAGCAUGCUGAGGAGUGGCUCCAGUGUAUUAAUGUUGCCGUGGCCCAGGCCAGAGAGAAAGAGAACAGAGAGGCCACCACCUACCUGUGACCUUAUGACCUGGAAGAUAUUCUACUGUGAACCGUUCCUGAGCCAGAAACACAACAUACAGCCCCGUGCUACUGUACCAUCUACUAACAACAGCUGUGACGUCCACUGUUUCUGAUCAUCUGACAGACCUGUGACGUCCACUGUUUCUGAUCAUCUGACAGACCUGUGACGUCCACUGUUUCUGAUCAUCUGACAGACCUGUGACGUCCACUGUUUCUGAUCAUCUGACAGACCUGUGACGUCCACUGUUUCUGAUCAUCUGACAGACAUUUGACGUCCACUGUUUCUGGUCAUCUGACGGACCUGUGGGGCAGUGAAGACUGAUAUCCAGACAUCAUUACCAGAAUUUUGACAAACAUUUAUAUAGGGUAUUGUUUCAGUAUUUACAGCAAUAAGGAUCUUACUAGCAAUAUGGACCUUCUAUUUCCAGCAAUAACAAUCUACAUAGUAAACCUAGCAAUAAGAGCUCAAUAUGAACAGCAUGAGAAAACUAUCUUGGCCCAGACAGUGAAGAUGAAAACCCCCAAAUAGAUAGCAUAUGAGAGUGUUCUACAGCAAACAAGCGGAUUUACUGUUAUUAGCAUUUAGCAGUAUAAUGUAUUAAUAUACCGUAAUUUAGCAGUAUAAUUUAUUAAUAUACCGUCAUUUAGCAGUAUAAUUUAUUAAUAUACUGUCAUUUAGCAGUAUAAUUUAUUAAUAUACCGUCAUUUAGCAGUAUAAUUUAUGAAUAUACCGUCAUUUAGCAGUUUAAUGUAUUACUAUACCAUAAUUUUGCAGUAUAGUUUAUUAAUAUACCGUAAUUUUGCAGUAUAAUUUAUUAAUAUACCGUCAUUUAAAAAGUGGUAUUACACACACCCAGUGGUGUAAUAUAGUGAGCUACAAAAGUAUUGACAAAGUUACAGACUUACAAAUAUCAUACCUUCAAGACAUGCUAACCUUUCACCAUUACAAUAACAGGGGAGAUUAGCAUUUUAUAUCAUACCUCCAAGACAUGCUAACCUUUCACCAUUACAAUAACAGGGGAGAUUAGCAUUUUGGCGGGGGUAUGAUAUUUGUGCGUCUGUAACUUGCUCACUCAUCAUUAUUCAUGAUUCAUUCAGGAUUAUCCGUAACCAUGGUAGCAUCCACAUGAAUGUAUCAGUGUUUGGAAACAUAUUAUAUUCUUAUUUACAAUAAAAGUGACUCCAAAAUGACACAAUACAUUAUUUACCAUUCAUUUCUAUUGGGCACAAAAUAAUCUGAAACACAACCAAAACUAACAGAAAAUGCAUCUAACCAAUUUGUGGAGUCACAAGCUUGUUGAGACGAAAUGCUUAACUUUUUACUACUUUAUUAAUCAUUUUUAAACGGUUCAUCCGAUAUGGAUGAAAAUACCCUGAAUUGAAAGCUGACGGUCUGCACGUUAAUCUCAUAGUCGUUGUAUCAUUUCAAAUUCAAAGUGCUGGAGUACAGAGACAAAACAACCGAAAAUGUGUCACUGUUUGGAUACGUUUGGAGCUCACUGUAUGUCAUAGUUUGAUAAAUGAACAGACUAGUCCUCUGGAGGUCUUAGCAGAGGCUCAGAACAACCGUGGGGGAUAUGGGCCACACUGCUGGGGGCUUUAUAGCUACGCUUACUCUCCCUAUAGGACACGCUCUUCUAUGGAGAAACAUGUUUAUUGGCAAAGCUAUCAUCUUUUUAUUCUCUUGCCUUUUCUUCCAAGAAAAUAGUUUGGUGUGUGUGUGUGUGUGUGUGUGUGUGUGUGUGUGUGUGUGUGUGUGUGUGUGUGUGUGUGUGUGUGUGUGUGUGUGUGUGUGUGUGUGUGUGUGUGUGUGUGUGUUUACAAUGAUGAGCGUUGUUGACAUUUCUGACUUGUCCAUUAAUAACUAUACAUUAAACCUAUUGUUUGCAGAACUCUCUCUCAUCACGCUGGAAUUUACCACCCCACCCCUAAUUGGAGUAACUAGUGAACAACAACUCUUAGGCUUCUACUUCCAGCGUAUACAUACUAUAUACAUUUUAGGGACACAACGUAUUUAACAAUAGUUAUCUUUUGUUUGUUUUUAGUCCCAUCCUUAAGCUAUUCUCAACCCCUCCCAUUUAUCUCUGAAGACCACCCAGUUUUGAUUUCUAUUUGCCAUAUAUUUGCCAACUGUGCUGUUUCACCAAACUUCUGAACCUACCGUAUAUACGUUUGACUUUAGUUAUCUUGUUAUUUUUAGUCCUACCCUUCAGCUCCACUCAGCUUUCCAAUGAACCCAUUGACUUGCCUGAAUGAGCAAUGUGUUCUAGAAUCUGAACAAAUUAAACAAUACACUCACAAACUGCUAAGAAAAUCUAAGAAUUGGACUGGAGAUUUCCUUGUGGGUUCAGAACCAGCACCAGCUGUCAAAAUGAAUGAACUGUUUCUGUGGACGAUGCAGCCAGUUAAGUCAUUUUGAAUGAUUUGUAAGUGUAGAUGAUGUACACCCAGCGGUCAGUUUAUUAGGUACACCCAGUGGUCAGUUUAUUAGGUACACCCAGUGAUCAGUGUAUUAGGUACACCCAGCGGUCAGUUUAUUAGGUAAACCCAGUGGUCAGUUUAUUAGGUAAACCCAGUGGUCAGUUUAUUAGGUACACCCAGUGGUCAGUUUAUUAGGUAAACCCAGUGGUCAGUUUAUUAGGUAAACCCAGUGGUCAGUUUAUUAGGUACACCAAGUGGUCAGUUUAUUAGGUACACCCAGUGGUCAGUUUAUUAGGUACACACCAGUGGUCAGUUUAUUAGGUACACCCAGUGGUCAGUUUAUUAGGUACACACCAGUGGUCAGUUUAUUAGGUACACACCAGUGGUCAGUUUAUUAGGUACACACCAGUGGUCUGUUUAUUAGGUACACCCAACGGUCAGUUUAUUAGGUACACCCAGUUGCCAGUUUAUUAGGUACACCCAUCUACUACCGGGUCAGACCCCCCUUUGCCUUCAGAACAGCCAGAAUUGUUUGUGGCCAUGGAUUCUACAAGGUGUGACGUUCAAGCGUCGGUCAAUUGGUAUCAGACCUAAUGUGUGCCAGGAACACAUUUCCCACGUCAUUACACCAAUGCCACCAGCCUAUACCGUUGACACCAGGCAGGAUGGGGCCACGGACUGCUUACACCAAAUCCUGACUCUGCCGUCAGCAUGACGCAACAGGAACAGAAAUUCGUCAGACCAGGCAAUGUUUUUCCAGUGUUUGUUCAGUGUUGGUGAUCGUGUGCCCACUGGAGCUGCUUCUUGUUUUUAGCUGAAAUGAGUGUAACCCGGUGUGGUCAUCUGCUGUAAUAGCCCAUCCGUGACAAGGACCGAUGAGCGUUCUGAGAUUGCCAUUCUUCACACCACGUUGUACUGUGCCGUUAUUUGCUUGUUAGCUUGCAUUCUCCUUCAACCUUCGCCUGAAGGACUGACUGGAUGUUUUUAGUUGGCAGCACCAUUCUCUGUAAACCCGUCAGUUUCUGAGGUAAUGGAUCCGGUGCGCCUGGCACCGACGAUCAUACAACGCUCAAACUCGCUUAGGUCACUCGUUCAAUCAAAGAGUGACUGAAUGCCUCAAUGCCUGUCUGCCUGCUUUAUAUAACAGGCCACGGCCACGUGACUCACUGUCUGUAGGAACAACCUACUUUCUGGACUGGCCACUGAGUGUAUAUGAGCAGCCAGAGAAACCCUGUAAUACUCUACACCCCCUCAGUAGUCAUAGAGACCAGAGAAACCCUGUAAUACUCUACACCCCCUCAGUAGUCAUAGAGACCAGAGAAACCCUGUAAUACUCUACACCCCCUCAGUAGUCAUAGAGACCAGAGAAACCCUGUAAUACUCUACACCCCCUCAGUGGUCAUAGAGACCAGAUAAACCCUGUAAUACUCUACACCCCCUCAGUAGUCAUAGAGACCAGAGAAACCCUGUAAUACUCUACACCCCCUCAGUAGUCAUAGAGACCAGAGAAACCCUGUAAUACUCUACACCCCCUCAGUAGUCAUAGAGACCAGAGAAACCCUGUAAUACUCUACACCCCCUCAGUGGUCAUAGAGACCAGAGAAACACUGUAAUAAUCUACACCCCCUCAGUAGUCAUAGAGACCAGAGAAACCCUGUAAUACUCUACACCCCCUCAGUAGUCAUAGAGACCAGAGAAACCCUGUAAUACUCUACACCCCCUCAGUAGUCAUAGAGACCAGAGAAACCCUGUAAUACUCUACACCCCCUCAGUAGUCAUAGAGACCAGAGAAACCCUGUAAUACUCUACACCCCCUCAGUAGUCAUAGAGACCAGAGAAACCCUGUAAUACUCUACACCCCCUCAGUGGUCACAGAGACCAGAGAAACCCUGUAAUACUCGACACCCCCUCAGUGGUCAUAGAGACCAGAGAAACCCUGUAAUACUCUACACCCCCUCAGUAGUCAUAGAGACCGACAAAGCAUGAAGCCUGGAGUAGCUGAAUCUUUAGCCAGCACUCUACCAUUAGUUACCAUGUGUUUUAUUAGGACACUUAAACCUGGUGAGGUAUGCCUGUGUCAAUUUAGUGACUGUGUUUUAGCCCAGCUCCUGUGCCACGUCUAGAUGUGUGUAAAUAGUUUCUAUUCAGGGCAGGCCUGUUUCCUGUAGCCCUGUGGCUCUCUAGGUGAAUGUUGGGUCUACACUGCCUGCUGUACGGCAUGCUGCAUGGCCUGCUCUGUAAUGCUAUAGUAGUGUCAGCCAUAACAGCAGAGCGGAGUGCCAGGCCGGGCCGAGAUUUCUCACAUGGUUCAGCUUACACAUGUAUGUUUCUCUAACUGACGACCUCUUCUGGGACCGACCUGGCCGCCACCGGAGCCAACGUUUGCUUACAACAAUUAUUUACAUCACACCUUUCUCCUCCUCAGCCCCUCCCCUCUUAUCCUCCUCCUCUCCCUGACCCAAUUACACAGCUCUACUCGGGCCCCAGAAAUUUCACAGCCAAUAGCACAGUCCACUAGUGAUACAGGCAAUACUUAUUGUAGAAGUGUCAACUCGGUUUAAGUGCAGUACUGUUCAACACUGCUAAUUCAGUGAGCCUAUGUUCUUUUGACUCGCUCCAGAUAUUCAUUGUCUUACGUCAGGUGGCGUCACUCCUACGCGACGCUCGUCCCUCAACCUCAGUGCAGGCGGAAUCUACGCACUAUCUGACGUAGGACAAUGCCAGAUAUCAGCAUGCCAGUGUUCACCCAUAUUUCAGGAGUAGACUAUAUAUUCCCAUACAGUAUGUCCAUAUUCUAGCUAAACUCCGUUCCCUGCCAUGCCAACCCAUCGCGAAAUCACGACGCAGAAGUCUGUGCGUCAGCCACUACAUUACUAUGGUGCCAUGGUGAUGACGUCAUCGUUUUACUACUGCGUCGAUUUCUGAACGUUUGAAGACAAUAUUUUAGAGCCAGUUAUGUCAACACUUUUUCCUCUCCCGUCACUGCCAUCUUGCCCUAGAUCCAGAGCUUCUCGAGUCUUUGAGACAAAAUUAGUCGUUGUUUUGUUGUGUUUCUUCAUAACUGAAUGCAUUUACAGGCAGCUGUGUAAAUAUAGUUUCCUGUUACGGAGACGUUAAGAUGAUACACACGGUAUGUGUAUAUUAGUGGUGUCUCUUACGCCUGACGUCAGAGGAAGUCUUUCUGUGACAAUGAAAACGUCUAUGCUUGUGAGAGCCACUCCACGCUAGGAGCCUUCAGUAGUAUGUAAAACGAUCCUGUUUAGAUUCAAUAACACAAAGGAAGUGUAUCUUCUACUGUUCUAGACUACACCAAUAAUCACAGAUUUUGUAUUUUUGAACAGAAUUUACAAAAAAGUAUUCAUGUUUUUGAAUGUACGGUAUAACUGAUUUUCAGUAGAGAAAAUUGUAGAUGAUAUGAUAACACUCUUCUAUGUUGUUUUUUUUAUGUUAGAUUGUAUUAAUAACCACUUUGGUUUUCAUUUUGAGGACAGUAUUUAUUUUUCCUGUAUUGUAAAAUCAUGCCUGAAAAAACAGCUGAUGCUUAAUGCUUAGUGAAUUAGAUUUUCUAUGCAUCACUUUAAUAUCAUAUGUUCUUAUUUUUCUGUGCAACAAUAUAACUGUAAAGACAAAUGAAUGGUGUUGCUUCUUUAUGAUAGAAGAAUAUUUAGACAUCUUACAUUUCUGCCUGUUGCAUGUCUGACUCUACCCUGUGUUUCUGCCUUCACGCCUCAGUUACAUGUCUGACUCUGCCCUGUGUUUCUGCCUUCACGCCUCAGUUACAUGUUUGACUCUGCCCUGUGUUUCUGCCUUCAUGCCUCAGUUACAUGUCUGACUCUGCCCUGUGUUUCUGCCUUCACGCCUCAGUUACAUGUUUGACUCUGCCCUGUGUUUCUGCCUUCAUGCCUCAGUUACAUGUCUGACUCUGCCCUGUGUUCUCGCUCUAAGGAUUAUUAAAUAUCAUCAAUAAAAUGAAGAGUUUUAUCAUUCAAAAUCA